Messenger RNA from Calidris pugnax (ruff), 2242 nucleotides. It is a transcript of the gene STOML1, whose product is annotated as stomatin like 1. The record is from RefSeq and is a predicted model, not a curated record. The coding region runs from base 734 to 1993 and encodes 419 amino acids. Gene Ontology annotation, cellular component: plasma membrane. The transcript is spliced from 8 exons. Lineage: Eukaryota; Metazoa; Chordata; Aves; Charadriiformes; Scolopacidae.
GAGCCUGGCCUGCAGGUUGGUGAAGAGCAGGUUGUCCAUGUCGGGGAUGCCGCUGGCUUGGGGGAUGGCCGUCCGGCAGAUGGGACACUGCCCCACGGGCUUCAUCUCGCUCAGGCAACCCAGGCACAAGGUGUGGAGGCAGGGCCUUUUCCGGAAAAGCUCCCGGAGCCAGCGAUGAUCCGUGAUCCCGUUCGGUGCCGUCAGCAGCCACAUGACGCCGGGCGGACCAGGAAACGCCAGCAGCUCCCUCCCUUCCACCCGCAGCAUCCCCUCCCCACGCCAAGGGGGGAGGAUUUUUGGGGGGGGAAACCUUGGGGACCACCCUGAGGUCAUCCCUCAUCUCCAAGGGGACGUGUGGCCGCGGGGCUGACGGCUUUUUGGCAUCUCCCGGCUCCUUGCCCCGGAGGGUCGCCGGGAGGAUGUGAAGCCCCCACCCGCCCCGAAUCCCCUCCAACCUGGGGGGUGAGGAAAGCCCCCCCUUUCCUCCUGAGGGGUUUGAAUUUCUUCUGGUGAGCAUCCUGUGUGACAACGGCGGGGCUUGUCAGCUCUUCUCCGGCGUCUCUCCUCCGGUUGCACCUUCAGGGAGAGGGAGGUUGGAUCUGGCCGGGGAGAGGCAGAAGCCAUGCCAGCCACGGGGGGGGUGGCCAUGGCCAUCAAAAGCCGGGCUUAGAGGGCUCCAAAACACCAGGAGUGGUGGUCCCCUGCCAGGGGGCACCAGCCAGGCACCAGCACCAUGUUCAGCCGGUCAGGAUAUCAAGCCCUUCCCUUGGGAGACUUUGACCGCUUCCAGCAGUCCAGCAUCGGGCUCUACGCUGCCCAGAAGGGCUUCUUCUCCUUCGGAUCCAAGGAAGAUCCUCUAGGACCAGCUGGGAAUACCACAGACUCCUCCCAGGGUUGGUUGUCCUGGAUCUGCCAUGGGAUUAUCACCUCCUUGGUCUUCUUGUUGAUGGUUGUCACCUUCCCCAUCUCGGGAUGGUUUGCCUUGAAGAUCGUGCCCACCUACGAGCGAAUGAUCAUCUUCCGCCUGGGUCGCAUCCGGGCACCACAAGGACCUGGCAUGGUCCUGCUGCUGCCCUUCAUCGAUCACUGGCAGCGCGUGGACCUGAGGACCAGGGCCUUCAACGUGCCCCCCUGCAAGCUGACCUCCAAGGACGGGGCGGUCAUCUCCAUGGGUGCUGAUGUCCAAUUCCGGGUGUGGGAUCCCGUGUUGUCCGUCAUGAUGGUGAAGGACCUCAUCGCGGCCACCCGGAUGACGGCGCAGAACGCCAUGACCAAGACCUUGGGGAAGAAGAGCCUCCGUGAGAUCCAGGUGGAGAAGCUGAGGAUCGGGGAGCAGAUGCUGCUGGAGAUUAACGACAUGACCAAGUCCUGGGGCCUGGAGGUGGACAGGGUGGAGCUGAGCAUGGAAGCUGUGCUGCAGCCACCCCGGGAGAGCCCGGUGGGUCCUCUGGCCACCGUGCCACCCAUGGCUGGGCUGGAGGGGCUGGAUGGCACCAUUCAACAGCUGGCUGCCCACUUCUUCAGCAACACCCUGGCUCUGGCGGGCAGCAAGACCGGCGCUCCAGAGGCAGCAGACAGCGUGGAGAUGGUGAAUGAGGUGGACCCUCCCAACGCUCCCCUCCUCCCCACCGCUGGCAGCACCUGGAGAAAGCCCAGUGCAGAUGAACUGUUUUCAGCAGUAGAGCCCGUCCUCUCCGAGGCCCUGGUCACCCAGGUGGGAGCAUCCUACCAGGUCAACAUCGUCUUGCCCAGCGGCGCCUGGAGCACCUACUUCAUAGACCUCUCCUCAGGCAGCGGACGGGCUGGCCGAGGUGUGCCCGAGGGCAGCCCCGACGUCGUUCUGGAGGUGGCGGAGAAAGACCUGCAGGACCUCUUCUUGGGCGACCUGCGCCCCUUGAGUGCCUACAUGAGUGGGAAGCUGCAGGUGAAGGGUGACCUGCACCUCGCCCUGAAGCUUGAGGAGCUCGUCAAGGCGAUGAAGCAGCAGAGAUAGAGCAUGCGUGUGGGGGGCCUGUCUGUGUGCAUGUGUCUUUGUAGGUGUGCAAAGGACGGGGAGGGGGGGACACACAACUUAUAGGGGUGCUGCGUGGUGGGGGCCUUGCACUGCUGGACCUCCUUCCCCAUGGAGGCUGCAGGAGCUGGGUGAAGACCUGAGCAGGGAAACUGAGGCUGAGCUCCAUUGCCUGUCCUUGUCUUUACCCACCUUGCCCAUCCUUCCUCUACGAUGUUAUGGGAUGGGAAC